Messenger RNA from Mugil cephalus (flathead mullet), 3467 nucleotides. RefSeq names its product interferon gamma receptor 1-like (gene ifngr1l). Gene Ontology annotation, molecular function: protein binding. Lineage: Eukaryota; Metazoa; Chordata; Actinopteri; Mugiliformes; Mugilidae. The coding region runs from base 222 to 1514 and encodes 430 amino acids. The transcript has 8 exons. The record is from RefSeq and is a predicted model, not a curated record.
UACAUUUCCGAGGGUUGGGAAAGGCAGCACGGCCCCUUGGUACUGUAUCCGCUCAGGUCUUCUAGUUCCACGGAUUAGAGUCUCCAGUACAGUCUCUACGUCUGGGACCACGCCGACAAAAUACAGCCAGCCGUUCUCCCGUCGCUCCGAUAUGACUCGUUUCAUCUAGCCAGCCUUUCCAUUACAUAUUGGAAGCCUUCUUGAAGCGGUGAGCUGUUGAUAUGGCCUGGUUGCAGCUCGUUCCCAUUCCCGUCCUUCUCUGGACAAUCGUUGGAGCCUCCGACGUUGCACCGCCGACAAACAUAACCUUCACGUGCCACAACUUCACCAACCUGCUCGAGUGGAGUUACCCUGAUAUGCAGCCUGGUUUGAGAUUCAGGGUCGACGUUAAUUGCCUCUAUAGCAGCGAACAAGUAAUCUGGAUUGACGCUCCCACUUUGCAAGCUGACAUUGGCUAUCACUUCAAUGAACUGGAGGCCUGUAUGGUCCAAGUAACUGCUGUAAUUGGCCAGAGGGAGUCUGUUUCCACCUCAGAGGAAGGGAUCGCGUUCAGCUAUGGCCAAAAUGUCUUAGAUGUAACGUAUACGUGCUUUGUGGAUCACCCUUUCGUUAACAUCACUGUUAAACCCGAUGACAUUGUGGUGUUCCGCUUCGAGCAUCCCUGGAUGGUGUACCGUCAAAAAGCUUUGAACAACAAUAAAUUGAAAUCUGUCAAGAAACGCCAUGGGGGCAUGAGCCAGCGCACAUUACUUCCUGAAUUCAAUUAUGAAGUGGUCGUCGUCCACCACCAGCAGGAGAAACACUUCAGUUUCCUCUGUGAGACGGAAGUGUGCGAGCAGACGCUGCCAGUGCACACUGAUGAGCAGCAACAUUGUUUGAAGUUUAAGGGAACGAUCCAGCAACUCUUGGUUCAGGGCCGAGAACCGUACUGUGUUCCGCAAAACCCGGGAACGUUUAACGGAAUACCUCAAGGGGAAUUUCUUCAAUCCCAAGCACAGUUACAGAUGAACACACAUCGUCAUACCUCAUCUCUAAGCGACGUGUAUCUGUACGUAGGAAUCACCGUCUUGGUCUUGGGUACAGUUGUGCUGAUCGUCUUCAUGUUGUACCGCAAAACCAUCAAACCAUCAUUUACGAUGCCCCCUAAAUUUGACAGAAUUGACAGCCAGAGGCCACAGCAGAUCAUGCGAACAUAUCCUGACCCCGUGGUGCUGGUGGAGCCCACCACACCCACGCUGCUGUUGGACGACACGGACGACGACAGGAAAGACUUAACGCCCGACGUAUCCCGCUUUCCCUGUGGUGACCUUCAGUCGUCUUCUGUCAUGCAGCAGGAGGAUCAAGGCGUGUCUGAUGAUUUUGGUGACUUGGAGGAACCAAAGGAUGAUCCGGAGUACAUGCGAGGUAGCAAAAUGGACGAGGACGACAUGUUUCCCGAGGAGUCUGCUUACGAAAGGCGUAUAGUGCUGGUUGAGUUGGGGCCGGACGAUGUAACAGAGGGUUACCGUGGGUAAACUUUGACACCGUUACAUCUUCUGCAUUUUCUCUGUAGGUCAAGCGAUAAUUCAAGUUUGUUGGCAUCAUACUAAAACAUAAGGAAAAUAAGGUCAUAUUAAGUCAUGGCUCAUCGAACAAAACUAAAUAUUUUCUUUUAUCAGCCUGUGGCGAAUAUAUGCGGAUUUUAUCAGCCAUGGGUAAAAUUUCAAUUUUAAAACACAGCAGACCUCAUCAAUAGAAGGCAAAGGUCACCAGUGUACACUGAUAUCCUUUAUUUAUUUUACUAAUUGCGGGUCGAAAAUCAAAUUAAGGGUCUUUUUCUUUAAUACGACCCUUCCCCCUGUGAAUAUUGUGUCCCUGCUGAGAAAGAGACAAAGGCUGCACUAUAUGAGAACUGUUAAUGAGAGCAUUAUUAUGUGAGUUUUAUCUCUGUGACGCGAACGCUUGAGCACUUUAGACGCCACUUUCCGUAAUAUAUAGCCAAAAUCAAAGAAUGACAAACACGCACCACAAAAUGCAAAAAAAAAAAACCACCAAAUCUAGGCCUUUUCAGUUACAGCCAUUUUCUUCUGAUGAGUCCUUAAUAAAAGAGAAAGUUGUCAGGAAAGACGUGAACACGUUGAAGCUGAGAGAGACUCUUUGUGAUGAGGAAAACUGGUUAAAUGGAACAGGCCUCUACUAGUCUUGGUUUAAUAUUAACAUUUACUUGCUUGCUGAUCUGUUUUUGAACUGGUCGGCGUGUUCACUGUGACAUAGUUCUUGCUAUUAAAAAAUAAUAGGUGCACUUUUCUUCUCUGAUUGAGAUGCUUCAGUUUCUAAUUGACAGCUCAAAAUUGCAUUAAAUGUAAUUAAAGUGUGACGUCUGCCUGUAUUAAUUGGCAUUUGUUGAGAAAUGAGCUUAGUCAGGUCCAAGACCAUGAUGUGACUGGAUGUUACUUCCUUUUUUUUGGAGCGACAGCACAAAUGAGACACGCCAACUUCUCAUUUUGUGUCUCUGUUGAACUCGUCAAAAUGGUGCCACUUGGCUGUAUGUAGAUUUAUUUGAUACAGUGUGUUCUCUUAAUCUUUCCGUGUUCAGUGUAUCAUUUCGCAGUUGCACGUUCUUUUAAACGAUGCUUGUCAUGUAACAACCAGCGAGCCAACAUGUGAUGAAGGGAAGGUCAUUUCAUCCAGAGCUAGCGUUGGUGUUGCUGCGCACCUCUGUACAGUUUGGUUUAAGUAGGUAUUGGUAAACGUUGCACCUUUUUUCCAGGCUGUUAAGUGAACUGCACUUUCCCUUUUGUUCAGGCUGUUUACUCUAAUAGCUCCUCGUUUUGCAAAUGAACCAGGCAACCUUCUAUGUCUGUGUCAUGGGUGUCUAACUUAUUUUUGAUUUGAUCUCAAGCUGGCCAGAUCUCUAAAUUACAACAACUCUAAAUUGUUGCCUUUUGUUUUAGUACAUUAUGACUGUUAACAUUUAACAAGCUAUUCUUUUACAAAUAAUUUUCUAAUUUCUUAAGAAAAAUAAGUGCAAUUUGGGCAUAUUGCUGCCACCUACUGUUGAGUUCUGGGUGUUGUACUUCCUCCGCUUCUCUUACUGAAAGAGCAGGAACCUUAGUGGACAAAUUGGGAAUAGCAGUUGCUUCCUACCAGCACUACCUACCUCCCUUGCCCUGUCCAUACUACCACAUCUUCUCUGUCCUUUAUUACUGCCUAUAUUCACAAGGUCUCUCUACUCAUUAAAGAUCAACAAACACACUCAAGACUAUAACUGCUUCAAUCUAAUAUAAUGUUGACACCCAGGGAAAAAAAGAAAGAAAGGCCGUUGCCUUGAUUUAAAGAUGCUGUAAAUUUCUGAGUGUUGGUCUCACAUAUUGUACCUUAAAAACCAAACAUUUCUUUCCAUAGCUUCCUGUGUCAGUAUAUCUCCUGUUUGUUUCAGUGCCUCCAUCUAACUCUUUCAAUAAAAAAAUAAAACACUUAUAUAUGAA